AUGCUCCCUUUGCAAGAGGACAGCCGGGAAGAAGGCAUCUGCCCCAUUUGCCAGGAGAACCUGAAGGAGGCAGUGAGCACUGACUGCAAGCACCUCUUCUGUCGAGUGUGCCUGGCCCGGCACGUGGCAAAGGCCCCGGCCUCUGGAGUCCUCUGCUGUCCUCUCUGCCGGAAACCCUGUUCCGAAGAGGUGCUGGGGGCAGGCUAUAUCUGCCACAGCCACCAGAAGAAGGUGUGCUGGUUCUGUGAGGAAAGCAGACAUCUUCUGUGUAUGGAAUGCCUGGUGUCCCCUGAACACAAAUCUCAUUGUGAGCUGGCCAUUGAAAAUGCCAUCAGCCACUACAAGGAACGACUCAACCGCAGAAGCAGGAAGCUCAGAAAAGACACUGAGGAACUUCGGCGGCUCAGGGCUCAGGAGGAGGAGAAACUGCAGGCUGUGCAGUUUCAGGUAGACUGUGGGACCAACAGGCUGGAGGCUGAGCUGGAGAGCCAGCACCAAACCAGGAGACAACUGGAGACCCUCCCUCAGCAGUGGCCAGACCAACUGGAGGACAUGCCAGCAGAGGUGUCCAAAAUCUUUGACAUCUCCAGGGCAAUAACUCAGCUCAACAACGUGGUCACUGAUCUGGAGAGGACAGCUAAGGAACUGGACGCCAACACGCUGAAGAAUGCCAGUGACUUAUUGGCCAGGAGUGCUCCACAGAAAUAA
Molecule: messenger RNA, 708 nt
Organism: Equus quagga
Lineage: Eukaryota; Metazoa; Chordata; Mammalia; Perissodactyla; Equidae
Gene: TRIM40
Product: tripartite motif containing 40
Exons: 5
Coding region: 1-708 (235 amino acids)
Molecular function (GO): zinc ion binding
Source: RefSeq, a predicted model, not a curated record